This is a messenger RNA of Phymastichus coffea, 2475 nucleotides long. RefSeq names its product N-lysine methyltransferase KMT5A-A-like. The coding region runs from base 285 to 1388 and encodes 367 amino acids. Gene Ontology annotation, molecular function: histone H4K20 methyltransferase activity; protein binding. The record is from RefSeq and is a predicted model, not a curated record. NCBI's taxonomy places the organism in Eukaryota, Metazoa, Arthropoda, Insecta, Hymenoptera, Eulophidae. The transcript has 4 exons.
CACGUGCCCUGCUUCCCGCUAGGGAGGGGAGUGGAGAGUGGAGACUGGACGACACUAUAUCAAGAGCACUAUGUAACCAAUAAAUACCUAUAUUGACAAUUAUUAGCCAUCCGUAAUUAUCCGCAUGCGCACAUCGUGUAAAAAGAGCGGGACAGUGGAGUGUUUGUUUAAUGCUGUCUGGCAACGUAAGGGAGCAAAGUUAAUAUUAGAAUUAAUGGAAUUAGGGAUGUUAUAUAUGUGUAUUUGGUUAUGGUAACUGAUAAAUCCUUGUAUUUCUUAUUUAUAUGAAUAUUGUAACUAUUAGUUUAUCAACAAUAGUUUUAAGAAACAUGACCAAUUCGAAGAGUGUCGUUGACGCAUCUUUUGGAGUAGAAGAAACAUUUACAAAAUGUGAUGUUAAAAAACAAAAUACAAAUAGUAAUAGCGAUGUGGAUCAUAAAGAAAAUUUGAAAACUCAAAUAAACAUAGCAAUCAAACAAGAUUCAAAAAAAUUCUUUUGGAAGUCUCAUUUACAGAAGCCAAUAGAAAUUAAACAGGAAGUAGAUAAUAAAAAACAAAGAGUAACUAGAAAUACAUCCAAAACAUUAAAUAAAUCUUCAUGUUUUACUGAGUCCUCAAUGAAAUAUGACAAAUGCAAUAAAAAAAAUAAAAGUAGGGUGAACAAAGAACAUGUAGUUUCACCAAAUCAUAGCAUUACAGAAUAUUUUUCAAGUUUAGAUUUAAAAGAAUCUGUGAAAGAUAUCGAUGAAAAAUCUAAGAAAAUUGAGCCGAAUAAAGACAAUUUGAACAGCCAUUCAUCACUUUCUAGUAUAGAAAGUACAAAAAAUUCUUUAUCACAAGCCAAAAGGUCAAAUUUAAGGAAUCAUAAACUUACUGAAUAUUUUGCAAUACGCAGAAGUGAUCGAAAAUUAAAAAAAGACACUGACAUUGAAAAGCAAAAUGACUUAGAAAAAAAAAUCAUGAAUGAAGUAGAAGAUGGAUUAGAGAUAAAAGAAUUUAAUGAAAAAGGACGUGGGAUUAUAACAACAAAAGAGUUUUAUAAAGGUGACUUUGUUAUUGAAUAUAUUGGUGACCUGAUUGAUGGAAUUACAGCCAAACAGCGAGAAGCACAAUAUGCCAAACGUAAAAAUGUUGGAUGCUAUAUGUACUAUUUCAAACACAAGGAUCGGCAAUACUGCAUUGAUGCCACAAAAGAGUCAGGAAAAUUAGGCAGACUCAUCAAUCAUUCACGUAAAGGCAAUUUAACAUCACGGAUUAUUGAAGUCAAUGGGAUACCCCAUCUUAUUUUGUUUGCCAAAGCUGACAUAUCACCUGGCACAGAACUUUUAUAUGACUAUGGAGAUAGAAACCAAGAAUCAAUUAAAAAUCAUCCAUGGUUAAAUUUGUGAAUAUCACUCUGAAACGUAAUUUAAAAAAUUAGCUAUAAUUGUAAUUUAACUUUGAAUUUUGGUAUAUCUUCGUACAUUGUUCUGCAGAACUGCCAUAUCUUUGAUAAAUCUAGUAAUUCAAGAAACAUUAAAAACUAUUGUAAAUAAAAUUACUUUAGAUGUGUAUACCAUCGUCAAGGGUAUAAAUGCUUCAUCAAAGGUGGUAUUUGACAUUUCCAGUAUAAUAAUUCGAGAACCUUGUCAUAACGAACCACAUGGUUAUUUAUCAAACCAAACUUGAUUAGUAACAAAUAGAACUUUUUUGGAUCCAAAUUAAUAUUAACUUUUCUCAAAACUUGCAUAAACUCAUCCCAAUUCAUAGUUUUUCUCUGAUAAAUGUUUGAUGCAAUAAAUGUGUAUGUAAGUAAUGGAACGAGUGAUCUUUACCUUGUUAAUACAGCUCAAAUGACAUUUCAGUGUAAACAGACUCUGUUCGAAAUUACGUUUUUUUAAUUGCAAUCGAAUCUUGUUUAAAUAACUCAUACAUGCUUUUACUUCUUGUUUUUGAGUAUUAACUGGAGCUUCAGAAAGUGCUUCAUAAAUAUUUAGGUCAUUUAAAAUUGAUACUGUAGUAUUGCAUUCUUCAUGAGAAUUUGAGUAUUUCAGAAUGUUAACAUUAUUGAAAUGAGAAUACUCAUUUGUUGAGUAAAUUAAUUUUUUUAUUUUAUUUCCAUUUUUAUCAGCAUUAAUAAAUUUUCCAAAUGAUUGGCCAGUAUGGUGUGUGAGCCUAUCAUAUAGUAAAAAUAGCUAUUGGUAUUGGCUUUAGUCAAUUAUAAGAAUAUACUUGCAUUUGAGAAUUUUUUUUAUUAUCUUUGUUGUAUUUUUCAAAACUAUGUACAUUUCCUGGAUAAAUAACGUCUUUAAUGGGGUAUGCUGAAAAAUAAAAUUUCAAAAUCAAUCAGAUCCAACUGUUAUAUAUUUAUUUAUUUAGGUCAAGAAAAACUGAUUGCUGGACUUUAAAAAAUGUUAUUCUUAUAAAUAUUUACAUGUACUAAUUAAAUACUUACAAAUUUUUGAAGUCAUUUCGAAAGAAAUAAAGUCACCCAUU